UUAUUUGUUGGUGUGUGGGCCAUGGGCACGUGGGUGUGGAGAUGAAGGGCUAGGAUGUUGCUUGUGAUGCAUUAGGUUGAAGAAGGAAGAAAGUUGAAAGUUGAAGGCACCAUAAAUAAUCCACUGAGAGAUUCACAUUUUCCAUUCGAACAAAAGUGAGCAAAGGGACCAAGUCGUAUAGCUUCCAUUCCAUGACCAUGAGUGACGCCAAUGAGUGGCUCCAAUUCUACCACCAACAAAACAUCCCACCGCCACCUAAUAAUUCUCUCCUUCCAUCUUCUGUUUCCGACGCAACAGCCGUCGCAACCACCUCCCCCCAACUUGGGGUCAACCCGGAGGCCCGAGUGUCCAAGCCCAUCCGCCGACGCUCCCGGGCUUCCAGGCGAACCCCCACCACCUUGCUCAACACAGACACCACCAACUUCCGGGCCAUGGUGCAACAGUUCACGGGCGCACCUUUUCCGGCAACUCCGUCAACAGCAUCGGGUUUCCCGAACAUGGGUUUGGCGUUUGGGUCCCGGUCGGUUCAUGUGAACCCAAAUGGGCUCAUGUUAGCCCCUUCUGCCUCCAGCUUGCAGCAGCAGCAGUACAUGCAUAUGUAUGGUGGUAAUAACAGCAUCAUGAGCAGCCAAGUUGGAGAGAGAGCUCCUCCGAAUGUUAGUGGAGAGAUGAUGGGUCAGGGUGAGGGAGGGCGUUUCUUCCCAGCUACUUCUUCUUCUUAAUUUGCAGUGAGCUCCGUCUCCAUCUCCAGUAGGAACAGGGGUUGGAGGGGUUGCUGCUUUCUUCCCUCAGAUAGUGACAUAAAGCAGGCAAUUAGGUGCUCUAACUUGGCGAUUAUUGUUGACCAACCCCUCUCCCUUGUUUAUGUCUAUUACUAUUCAUUAUUAUAAUAUUAUAGGCAUUAGG
Molecule: messenger RNA, 906 nt
Organism: Arachis ipaensis
Lineage: Eukaryota; Viridiplantae; Streptophyta; Magnoliopsida; Fabales; Fabaceae
Source: RefSeq, a predicted model, not a curated record